GGGUUAUUAAUAUAUCUCAAAUCCUCUAUAUAUAAUCAACCGAUACAUAAGGUACCUUCAAAUUCAAUUCAAGCAUAUCUAAUUCUUUUCAUAAACACAACUAUUUUACAUAGAUCAAACAGGGGCAACCUGAUCAACACAACACAAGAACAAUAAAAAGAUGUCUCAAUUAAAGAAUAUGUCAAUUCUUUUAGUAAUUGCUUUUGCUACAACAAUACUACAAAACACAGAAGCUGUAGAUCAUUUGGUUGGAGGCUCCCCCGGUUGGUUUUCUACACCCCCGGGUGGCGCUAAGUUUUACUCUGAUUGGGCUUCCAAUGCCACAUUCAAAGUAAACGAUGUAUUAGUUUUCCACUUUGCCACGGGAGCCCACACUGUUGCCGAAAUUAGCAAGGCGGACUUUGACAAUUGCAACGUCAAUCAAAAUACUCAAGCCAUAACAACAUCGCCCGCAAGAGUCACCCUUAACAAAACUGGGGAUUUCUAUUUUACAUGUACUAUCCAAGACCAUUGUAACAAUGGUCAAAAGCUAAGUGUUAAGGUCGUUUCCGCUUCUUCAUCACCUGCUCCAGCUCAAGGUCCUUCUCCUCCUUCUUCGACUACUCCUUCACCUACUCCUCCUUCAUCAGGAACCACACCUACUCCUCCUUCUCCUACUCCACCUGUCAGUGGAGAUACACCAUCCCCAUCAUCUCCAGCUCAGCCAGGCGCGACUCCUCCAUCACCUGGCUCAGCCACUUCUCUCGUUGCUACUUUCUCUAUUUUCUUUGCAGUUGUCAUAAAUUUAUUGUUUUAGACUUCAAAUUUUUUGACAGGAUUUCUAUUGUUUAGGUUGAGGGCAGGGUUUGCUAUUGUGGUAUGGGUUUUUUUUUUUUUUUGGUUGUUUAAAUAAUUUCUCCUUUUGAUGUUCUUUACUUUAGUAUUCGAUAUGCAUAUUGGGUGGCUUCAUUGUUAUUCUUGGUUUUGUAUUGGAAUAAAUAAAUUUGUUUCAUGUUGUGGUAA
Messenger RNA from Trifolium pratense (red clover), 1002 nucleotides. RefSeq names its product umecyanin-like. Bases 161 to 796 code for a protein of 211 amino acids. The transcript has 2 exons. The record is from RefSeq and is a predicted model, not a curated record. Gene Ontology annotation, cellular component: plasma membrane. Gene Ontology annotation, molecular function: electron transfer activity. Lineage: Eukaryota; Viridiplantae; Streptophyta; Magnoliopsida; Fabales; Fabaceae.